AUGGCAUGGCAUAAUGGCAUAAUAAUUUUAUUUUUUGCAAGGACAUGUGCGCUCUGAACACGUUUAUUUAAAGGACAAUGGUAGAACAAGUUCCAAAACAAGAACUUGACAGCAUCAUACUGAAGCAGCAAAGAUGCAGGACAAGUCAAGUUGUUCCACCUAGUCCGCUACUCUCUCAUCUCAACAUAGGAUCGAAAGGAAGGUACUUCCAUCUGCUCUUCCGGUUUAUGUUAUUGAUUUGAUAUUGAAAUGAUUUUAAUCUAAUCUGCACUUGAGGCAUAUGUAAUGUAUGUAAUAUAUGUAUGUUUAAUUUGGCUGUGGCUGGGGUUGUCUAUCUCACUCUUACAAAGUUGUAAACUUGAUGAGUGAACAAGAAGAAGAGGGAAUGGGUAGUUAUGCGAAGAACAAAUCGAAUCCAAAGCUAACACUGUUGCCUCUGAUAGCUCUGAUAUUCUACGAAGUGUCUGGGGGUCCUUUUGGAGUGGAAGAUUCUGUGAGGGCAGGAGCAGGCCCUCUCUUGUCCUUGCUUGGUUUCUUCAUUUUCCCAGUUAUCUGGAGCAUUCCGGAAGCCCUUCUGACCGCUGAACUAGCCACCAGCUUCCCUGAAAAUGGUGGAUAUGUUAUCUGGAUAUCAUCUGCUUUUAGCCCUUUCUGGGGUUUCCAGGAAGGAUUCUGGAAAUGGCUCAGUGGAGUCAUGGACAAUGCCCUUUACCCGGUUUUGUUCCUCGAUUACUUGAAACAUUCCUUGCCCAUCUUUCACCAAAUGAUUGCUCGAGUCCCUGCUCUUCUAGGGAUCACUCUCUCACUAACUUACUUGAAUUAUCGGGGACUUCACAUUGUUGGCUUUUCCGCUGUUGUGCUCGCCGCCUUCUCUCUUUUACCGUUCCUCAUAAUGGGAAUUCUCUCCAUUCCCAAAAUUAGGCCUAGCCGGUGGCUUCUUGUGGAUUUUAACAAGGUGGACUGGCGAGGUUACUUCAAUAGUAUGUUAUGGAAUUUAAAUUAUUGGGAUAAGGCAAGUACUCUUGCAGGGGAGGUUGAAGAUCCCAGUAAAACGUUCCCGAAAGCUCUUCUUGGCGGACUUGUUUUGGUCAUGUCUUCCUAUUUGAUCCCACUACUAGCCGCAACAGGUGCUUUGGGAUCCUCCCCUAGUGAGUGGACAGAUGGUUAUUUUGCAGAAGUAGGGGUGUUAAUUGGUGGGUUUUGGUUGAAACUCUGGAUUCAGGCGGCUGCUGCCGUGUCUAACCUAGGCUUGUUCGAAGCAGAAAUGUGUAGUGAUUCUUUUCAACUGCUUGGGAUGAGCAAACUCGGAAUGCUUCCAUCUGUAUUUGCUGUAAGGUCUAGGUAUGGAACGCCCACUGUUAGCAUUUUGUUAUCUGCCACUGGAGUUAUCUUCUUGUCAUGGAUGAGCUUUCAGGAAAUCAUGGAGUUUCUCAAUUUCUUAUAUGCUGUAGGAAUGCUUCUCGAGGUUGCAGCUUUUAUAACUUUGAGAGUGAAGAGGCCAGAUCUUCAUAGACCUUACAGAGUUCCACUGCAAACAUUUUGGGUGGGCAUGAUUUGUGUGCCUCCUUCCUUGUUGCUUAUUCUUGUGAUGUGCUUGGCUUCUUGGAGAACGUCCGUGGUGAGUGGGGCGGUGAUUCUGGUGGGGUUUGUAUUGUACCCUGCCUUGCUUCAUGCCAAGAGUAAGAAUUGGAUGCUGUUUGAGGCAGAACCUCCUCCUUCAUCUUUCAAUGGUUGGCAGCAGCAAUUUUCAGAAAACAAGGAGGUUGAGCUUGUGGAAGAAGAACAGUCCUUAAUGCAAGAUAAUUCUAAACCAGACCAACAGGAUCUCGAUUUGACAUGACAAUCUUCAGGUUCACAAUUCAGAUAAGCAGCUUAAACAUUAUGCACUACUUACUGAGGUAGCAGCAAGAAAGGGAUGAGAUUUUGUGUUAUGUUGAAACUAAUUUUUUUAAUACGUGGAAUGGAUUAAAUUUUUUUUAAUAAAUAGAGGUUGGAUUGCAGCAUAGCUUUCGUGCCUCGCAUGACCGCA
Arachis duranensis is the source of this 2029-nucleotide messenger RNA. Its product is annotated as probable polyamine transporter At3g19553. Gene Ontology annotation, cellular component: membrane. Bases 362 to 1840 code for a protein of 492 amino acids. Gene Ontology annotation, molecular function: transmembrane transporter activity. The record is from RefSeq and is a predicted model, not a curated record. The transcript has 2 exons. NCBI's taxonomy places the organism in Eukaryota, Viridiplantae, Streptophyta, Magnoliopsida, Fabales, Fabaceae. Gene Ontology annotation, biological process: transmembrane transport.